AAUGUCUUGUCUGACAAAUAUAUAAUUAGUAAAUUUUUGAUUUUUUUAUCACGGUCUCUUGUACAAAUGGACGAAUAUUAUGACUCUUUAGAUGAAGAGGAGAUAGACUCCGAGAAAGAAUACAGUUUACCAGAAAACGAAAUUUCUCCAGAAGAAAACGAAGUAAUUUAUGCAGAUUCAUUGGAAGACGAACCAAAUAAUGUUAUACCAUUUUAUGAGGGUAAUUUAUGCUUAAAUCAAAUCAAUUUAACUGAACACCAUCCGAAAUCUAACAGCACCUUAGCGGUUAAAAAUAAUAAAUCCAAAAUAAACAUAAAUCCUGCAAACUCGAAGAAAAGUUAUUUAACAAUGUUCUAUGAACGUAAUGGCCAAACAUGGAAGAACUUAGCUAACGUCGAAAAUGACGCAUCUAAAAGUUUCACCUCCUGUGAGGACCCUGAUAUAAAUUAUAAUGACAUAGAUUCAAUGUAUAUCAAAAGUAAUAGCUCUGCGUGUAGUUCAAGUAGAAGCUUGAAAAACGACAAUCUUCUAGUCCCUGAAUUAAGUUUAGACUCAAAUUCAAGAUAUUGCCAACUUUCUGAGAGUAAUGUACACAGUAAUAGGUUUGAGCAAUGUUGUUUUGUUAGUGUGAAGAAACCUGAUGCAAAACAAAUUGAAUGUGUGAUACCAAAUUCUAAGUUGGAGUUAUGGAAACGGCGACAACAAUACGGUAGAAAAGUUAGUGAAACGAAUAGAAUUAAGAUGAACGAAAAGAAAAUUUUACAAAACCUUAAAAGAGAACUAAAAAAUUCAAAAAUAUGUAUAUAAAUAGAACAUACUCAAUACCUUCUUCAUACAACAUAUUAAUCAAUACAUGCGUAAUAAAAUGUAGCUUCAUAAUUAAAAUCUUAUUUGUAAAAUAUGUUUUUAAAUAAAUUAUACAAUUA
Messenger RNA from Diabrotica balteata, 926 nucleotides. NCBI's taxonomy places the organism in Eukaryota, Metazoa, Arthropoda, Insecta, Coleoptera, Chrysomelidae. The record is from the annotation of a GenBank genome assembly.